Messenger RNA from Drosophila persimilis, 1059 nucleotides. RefSeq names its product probable insulin-like peptide 5. The transcript has 2 exons. Gene Ontology annotation, cellular component: extracellular region. The record is from RefSeq and is a predicted model, not a curated record. The coding region runs from base 160 to 726 and encodes 188 amino acids. NCBI's taxonomy places the organism in Eukaryota, Metazoa, Arthropoda, Insecta, Diptera, Drosophilidae. Gene Ontology annotation, molecular function: hormone activity.
CUCUCGUCAUAUAGUUCUGCUGUUCUUAUGGGCAUAAAUUAGUCCCUGUCCCAGCGUCAGCAAACUCUACCUGCCACAGCAACACCACAUCCUUCUCCUGGUCUGGCAUUGAAAUUCGCGUGCGCGCACCUCGACCCACGCUGACCCCAAAAGAAGCGGAUGAUAAUCGACUCUGACAAGCACCUCGCUGCGCCAGUGGAUAUAAAAGCGCCUGGCAGUGUCUGCCAAUGCAUCCACAUCCCGAACAGCGUCUUGGCUGGCAACUUGUCUUUGACCGGAACAGUCUACUCCAAAGAGCUACUUCAGAUACCCAUGAUGGCCGCCACCUCCACCAAGAUGCAAAUGCUAGUCUCCGUGCUCCUGCUGCUCGUGUCCCUCUGCAGCUGGACCCACGGGGUGCCCAGCAAGCGAUCCAGCAGGCUGUGCGGCGACAAGCUGUCCGAAGCCAUGGACAUGAUGUGCCCCAAUGGGUUCAAUGCCCGAAUUCCCCACAAGCGCGGCUUACUGGAUCUGUUCGAUUACGUGGACCACAUGUCCGAGCCGGCACUGGAUGAUGCGGACACCGCUGAUGAUGCGGCGGCCGUGGGUGCGGUCCUGCCCGAGGGUGUUCGGCUCCCCUGGCGGCACAACUCCCUAAUGUCUACCAGGCGCCAAAUGCGCGGAAUUGUGAACGAAUGUUGUGCCAAGUCGUGCACCAUCUAUGAGAUCAAGGCCUACUGCAAGUGAGGGGCACACACGGAACACAGCACCAGCACCAGCACCGGAACCAGCACCCACUGAAACCUGCACCAAUUGAGCACUGAUACAACUCCCACCCGCCCAACUAGAAGCUAAACAAAUUGUUACGAUAUUUGAUAUAUGUACGUGUAGAUAGAGAGAGACUCAAAUGAAUAUAUUAUGAUGCUCUCAGGAGCUGUUGCAAGAAAAGGGGAAUUUAAAUUGGAUUGGGGAACCCAAAAGCAGAAAUUGGGGAAUGGAUGCGUCCGAGGCUGCCUUUAAAAAUGGCCAAAACAAGUUGUAUCUUAAAGGAAAAGAUUCCGAUUAUUUCGUGGCUAAAAG